This is a messenger RNA of Uranotaenia lowii, 2295 nucleotides long. RefSeq names its product UPF0489 protein C5orf22 homolog (gene MESR6). Bases 793 to 2046 code for a protein of 417 amino acids. The transcript is spliced from 3 exons. NCBI's taxonomy places the organism in Eukaryota, Metazoa, Arthropoda, Insecta, Diptera, Culicidae. The record is from RefSeq and is a predicted model, not a curated record.
UUGUAUGGGUAUUUUCAAUUGUGCUAAUAGAACGACCAGACAGCGCGAGAGACACUCAAAUCGUAUACCGUUUGUCAUGUGUGCUUGCCUCGUUUGUGUUGUGUAUUAGAAAAACUUAUGUCCACAUAGCACCGGUCUCGGUCAGAUUCCGAUUUACUAAAUUAGUGGCCAAGAGCAGUCGAACAAAGUGUUAGGAAUCGAAACGUUCUUGAUAAGUAGGAUAGCACUGAUGUCAUAAUCAAACACACGGUUACUUCCGCUUUAUCUUCCUCAAAGUAUUGUUACGGGGUCAGUCUAAAAAGUCCCAUAUCAACUCAAGGUCCUACUGCGUCAAACUAAAAGCAUUUGAAUUAAGUGGAAGGAAGAGACCUCUCGUAUGCCCUCCAAAAGUGAAUAUUCAUUGAACGGGACAUUAUCGUAGGUUCACUUACCCAAAUCCCCCUUUGCCCAAAAGCAGAGGUCAAAGACAUCGGAAGGCCUUGAGCCAAAGAGGGAAUACACGAAAAUAAGAUUCAUACAUGCGACUGCCGAGAAGGAAAAAAAACUCUAAAGAGAGAUAGACACGGUCACUAGACAAGACAUAGACAACCGAAAAAAGUGCUCAGCAUUUUUUUGUGAAUCGGUUCUUACGCGUAAGACGCAGAACGUUGUUUUGAGAGACACAGAAAACGCGCUUGGCGCUAGAAGUGUGUUUGUGAUUUCUUGACUUGUGUGGUUGGUGGAUAACCUCGUACGCCACAGGAACAGCUAGACAGUUUUGUUAACCGUGAAGGGCUUCCAUAAUUAGUGAGAAUGAUCGAAGAAGAAGGCGAGCAGCGGACGGCUAGGUCCCCAGACUCGGAACCAGUAGCAACAACCACCACAUCAGCAUCUGAAAAUGGUCCUGAAACUAGUGAUCAAACAACAUCAGCGACCCCCUCCCAGAGGUUCUUUUCCAAGGUUCCGAUUUUUAUCGUCGAGGACCAUCACGAUGUGCUAACGUUCCUGUACCGAUGCCUAGGUUCCCGGCAUCUGCCUCUCCGAGGCAACAAAAUCAUCCACUUCGAUUCGCAUCCGGAUAUGUGCAUCCCCAAGCACAUGCCUGCAUCCUACGUAUUCAACAAAGAAGACCUGCUGGACAGCAUCAGCAUCGAGAACUGGCUGAUGCCGACAGUUUUCGCUGGCCAUGUGGAGCGGAUCGUAUGGAUCAAACCGGAGUGGUCCGACCAGAUGCCCAAGGGAAAAUUCCAAUUCAACGUAGGCGAGUACGAAGGCGGAAUCCGCACCGACUCCACACUAGAGUAUUUUGUAUCCGACGGUUGCUACCAGGCGGAGGAAAAUCUAGAGAACAAAAAGCCCCUGAAGCUGCAGGUCUGCUCGAUCGACGAGUACAAAGCAGAGGACGACGCCGAAGACCUCAAGGACGGUUACAUACUGGACAUUGAUUUGGACUACUUCAGCACCCACAAUCCGUUCCUGAAGAUUUACGAAAAAGUUAGCCUGUACGAAAAGCUGAAGGAAAUAUUUAUUUCCCCUGAGCUGGCCGACAACACCGAAAACGAUCUGGAGAAGCUACAGCGAAUCGCAAAGAAUAGGGAAGAGAAGUUGGAAUUCUUGGAGUCCAUAUUUCUGUACCUGGAAGAGGUUGGCAACUUGAAGCACUUCUCAGUGGAUUACCAACAGGAGAUUAGCGAAGAAUACACGGAGCUUUUGGCAAAGGUUUCCGCAGUUGUGACUCUGUUAAAGAAGGAGUAUGCCGAAGAAGAGAUAGAUUGGUCCAUGAUCUACGAUGCGGGCUGCACCUGUGACAUCACCGAUCUUCCCCACCACGAAUCGACGCGGGAGGAAAUUCAGGACCUUAUCUCGCAUCUGGAACGAUUCCUAAGUCGACUCCAAACGUCGCCAACAAUCGUCACGAUUUCCCGAUCGAGCCAGGACGAUUACACUCCGGCCGAUCAGGUUGAGAUGAUUCAGGAACUGGUGCUGGCAAGUUUGCGAAAGUGCCUCCGAAAUACCGAACUCGAUGAACCCAUUCUGUACUAUAAAGACCAAGAGUUCAAAUUGUAGACCCUAGUUCCGGGGACAUAAAUUUGCAUGUGUAAAUUAACGAAAUCCGUACGUACCAACUUCCUUAAGCAUAGGCUACUAACAGUAGGGACCCCCUCUUGAUGAUAACUACCAGUGUACCGUUACUUUAUUGAUACACUUAUAAGGUUGAAACCGUUAUGCUAACGUUAGUGAAUAUUUAAACUGCUUAAAGAAAUAACUACCUAGAAUAGGACAUAAAAACCACCAAAAUAAAUUAAGCUAAACAAA